Molecule: messenger RNA, 1066 nt
Organism: Cercocebus atys (sooty mangabey)
Lineage: Eukaryota; Metazoa; Chordata; Mammalia; Primates; Cercopithecidae
Gene: ASIP
Product: agouti signaling protein
Exons: 4
Coding region: 491-889 (132 amino acids)
Biological process (GO): hormone-mediated signaling pathway; positive regulation of melanin biosynthetic process; melanosome organization
Cellular component (GO): extracellular region
Molecular function (GO): neuropeptide hormone activity; melanocortin receptor binding
Source: RefSeq, a predicted model, not a curated record
UGCCCAUCAAGAGUUUAACUUCUCCACCAAUUUCUCCUUAACUCACCCGGAAUUUCUGAAAGAAGCUGAAUUAGACCCUUCUUUGGCAGGACUUGUUUUUCUAGGUUAACUCAACUAGACUUAGUUUUAUUCCAUCUCUUGGGAUUCAUUCUGAAUUAAAUUCUCAUUAAACUCGCCCAUGGAGUGUCCGUGAUGCAACCACUUCCCUUCCAAUCCCUUUUAACCUCCAUGUCAACAUCAAUUCCAAUUCUAAGGAAUGGGGAGAAAUAUAGAACAGACCACAAGACUUCUGGCAACCAGAAUGAGUAUGAAGGCGUGAUGUUUGCUUGGCUGAAAGCAAAGAGAUAAGAUGGGGAAGCCAGCUGCUGGGAGUUACUGGGAUCUUUAAAAAGUCUCACAGCAACACGACUUGCCUCUGCUAUCCAAGGACAGGAGAGACCCUCUGCUCUGCCUAGCCUUAGAGGGAUAGUCACUUGCACUGCCUCCUGGGAUGGAUGUCACCCGCCUACUCCUGGCCACCCUGCUGGUCUUCCUCUGCUUCUUCACUGCCUACAGCCACCUGCCACCUGAGGAGAGGCUCCGAGAUGACAGGAGCCUGAGAAGCAACUCCUCUGUGAACCUACUGGACUUCCCUUCUGUCUCUAUUGUGGCACUGAACAAGAAAUCCAAACAGAUCAGCAGAAAAGAAGCAGAAAAGAAGAGAUCUUCUAAGAAGGAGGCUUCGACGAAGAAAGUGGCGCGGCCCCGGACCCCCCUCUCUGCGCCCUGCGUGGCCACCCGCGACAGCUGCAAGCCGCCUGCACCCGCCUGUUGCGACCCGUGCGCCUCCUGCCAGUGCCGCUUCUUCCGCAGUGCCUGCUCCUGCCGCGUGCUCAGCCUCAACUGCUGAGCGCGCCCUCUCCCGGCCGCGGGCGGGCAGGGCUUUGGGGACGCGGGGCGCUUUUCGGGCGGGUGAUCUCUAACAGGGCGGCUUCCCAGGACUGGGGGCGGGCGGAGGUUGCAGGAGGUGGGAGUUCAGGGAGACCUGGCUUGGGCUAAACUCGAAAUACAAUAUAUAUAGGCUGCU